Messenger RNA from Lactuca virosa, 489 nucleotides. The record is from the annotation of a GenBank genome assembly. NCBI's taxonomy places the organism in Eukaryota, Viridiplantae, Streptophyta, Magnoliopsida, Asterales, Asteraceae.
AUGGCGGAUGUCACAAAAGGUAACGCUUUCAACAACAUCUAUAACCGUAAGAUGAAUAAUGUGGCUAGCGGGAGAUCUGAGGCUGAUGUUUUACAAUCUUCAUUAAGCAAGUAUCGGAGGACUAUUAAUCAGAAAGAUUUUCCUCAUCAACAAUCUUGGGAGUGGUUGAAAGAAAACACUAAAUGGGCACUGGUUACAAAAGUUGGGGAAGAAUCCCCACCUCCUUCUUCAAAACGAAUCAAAACAUCUUCAUCCAACGCCUACACAUCAUCUUCUAAUGCACAAUAUCCUCCUGGAUUUCCCCAACAACAAGAACAAUCGUUUAAUGUUGAAGACUCACCUCCUCAAAGAAAAAUAAAAGGAAAGAAAGUGGCAUCGACAUCGUCAACACAAAAUGAAAUGUUUGAUCUCGUUAAACAAAUUGUCGACAUCAACACUACAACCAACACAUGGGCGGAACAGAGACAACGAUAUCGGGAAGAAAAAUAA